AUGGGCCGGAAGAAGGUGCUUAAUCUCCGAGCAAUCAAUCCAGACGCGCAAUUCGGUCAGCAGAGAACACAACAUAUGUGUCCCUGGGCAUUUGAGCGCCUACGCUCGGAUCGCGCUGCGAUUUUGCAAGAUUUCCGAAUCUUCCAUGAGCGGUUCAAAGCAAUCUUUGCGGAUCAACCGCCCCGCUGCAGUCAGAUCAUGCAGGAUGGAGUCAGAGUCAACGUGCCCUGUAAUGGCAGUUGCCCUCAAGCCUGUCAAAGGAGAAUGUGCCCGACUUUGUUGGGACGAAAUCUCUUACAGGAGCGUGGAAGGCGGCCCAGCCGUCUCGUUGGAACGAACGACCAGCGAAUAUAUCAGACACUGUCCUGCGUCAAAAACACUCUUGCCAUAUCACACGUUUGGAGCCAUGGUCAAGGAGGUAGACCCGAGGACGGCUUCAACAGUUGUCUGCACCAGCGCUACACCGCCAUCGCCAAAGACUUGGGCUGCGACUCGUAUUGGAUGGACACGCCUUGCAUUCCAAACGAUUAUGCCCUCCGCAACGAGGCAAUCGAAAAUAUCAAUCGGAUUUUUGCCGACAGCAAGGCGACACUAAUCUGCGAUCGAGACUUGAUGGACAUUGACAUCUCGGAUCUAACACUUACUCUGCGGGAGUCUAUACUUGCUACGCUAAUGGUCUGUGACUGGGAUGUGAGAGCAUGGACUCUUCUUGAAGGGAUGCGUGGACGACGAAAUGUCUACAUUCUUUGCAGAGAUAGAAAAACAGUAUCUCUUCAAGAAUGUUUCAAGAUCGUCUUGUAUGAUGGACGUCUCGAUCUCAUAGCCCUUUUACUGGCGACACAGCAUGUCAUCCCCUAUUCAUCGGCAGACGAUGUCCCAGAGCGGUCCAAAGGAACUUGGUGGGAGAAUUUAUACGCAGAACGUAUCAGAGGCCGCAUCUCAGUGCAGGAAGGAACUUGUCUACUCAGUCAUCGCCAUGCAUCAAGGCCCGGUGACGAGAUUGUUAUUUGGAGUCUGUUGCUUGGCGAUGUCGUGCACAGGACGCCCGUGGACUUUUGGCGAGCUCAAGAGGGACAGAUUAUAAAUACAGGACUUCUAAUGUCCAGUAUACCGCGAAUCAAAGGCCACAAAGGACUGGGAUGGGCACCAACACGGCCGAACCUCCCAUUUGACACCACAACACAACGAUUCCCUGCAUACGAUGGGAAUGCUACAGCUUACGCCAAUAUCACGCGAAAAGGUCUUGAGGGAUUCUGGCUAAUCGCUAAAUUUAAACAAUCGAAAUUCAAGCGAUGGAUCCGGAGAUUUCUUUCUUCUCACGAGUCUCAGGGUCGCAUUUUGGGACAUGGGACCCGCACACAGACUGGAGAGGGGUGGCGAGAUAGCCCCGGAUGGUACCAGGGGGAGUCGAAUGGGCCAUUAUUUGCGAUUGUGGUGUCGAGUAACGGCUAUGAAUGGAAGUGGAAGGAGGUCUUCGAGUGGGACGGUGACACAUCUAGCAUGCCAGUCAUGAAAGUAGAGAAGAUUCUAUUGAUAAGCUCACAUCUUCCUGUGCAUUUCCAAAUCCCCUAUAUUGUAAAGGAAAUAACACUUUUGCACACAACCCGCGAUUCUUACGCUUCCCUACAGGCUUUAUACUGGCACCCCUGCAGGCCUUACGCUGGCACUCUUAUAGGGUUCAUGCUGGCACCCUACAGGCUUUAUAUAGGCUUACAUUACAGGUAUGCGGAGGGCCGAAGUUCCGGAGCAUUUAGGCUUUAUAAAGCCUCUUUUAUAGGCUUCCCUAGAGGCUUUAUUAAGACUUAUAUUACAGUGCGGAGGGCCGAAGGUCCGGAGCAUUUAGGCUUGCGGAGGGCCGAAGGUCCGGAGCAUUUAUAG
Messenger RNA from Rasamsonia emersonii CBS 393.64, 1878 nucleotides. RefSeq names its product HET domain protein. NCBI's taxonomy places the organism in Eukaryota, Fungi, Ascomycota, Eurotiomycetes, Eurotiales, Trichocomaceae. The coding region runs from base 1 to 1878 and encodes 625 amino acids. The record is from RefSeq and is a predicted model, not a curated record. The transcript has 7 exons.